AUGUCAGAAUUAGAAACUUCUAAACCAGCGGUUGUGGUUAAUGAGAAAAAAUCUUCGAAGGGGAAGAAAAAGAAGGCAGUUAACCCGGCAACGAUAACGCCAGAGUACAUUGAAGAACAAAGAAGACUUCGUCAGCUUAAAAAAGAACAGAAGAAACAGGAACUUAUAGCCCAGGGAAUCAAUCCAGACCAAGUAGAAACUCCUGCUGAGUUACGGUAUAAGACUAGAGAUGUUUUAGUUGUGCAAGAGCAUCAACAGGUUGAAGAUGGUCCAGCUAUUAGGAUCAUGUCGUACAACAUGCUUGCACAAGCAUUAAUUAGAAGAAAGCUUUUCCCCACCAGUGGGAAUGCGUUAAAAUGGAGUACAAGAUCACAGGUGUUACUUUCGGAGAUUUGUCAUUAUAACCCUGACAUUUUAUGUCUUCAAGAGGUCGAUUUCGUUCAAUAUAACUCCUUUUGGAAACUGGAGUUUGACAAGCUUGGGUAUGAUUCCAAAUAUCAUAGAGCUGGCACUAAGAACCAUGGGUUAGCAUUGGUAUACCGUAGAACCAUAUUUGUGAAUAACCAUCACUUGGCGCACAUACAGUACGACAAAGAGAAGCUGGGUAAGUUGUCACCAAGUUGUGUGACUCAAAACAUUGGUCUACUUGCCUGUUUGGAUUUCACUCCUCAAAUGAGAUCGAAGUAUCCUAAACUUCGGAAUGGACUUAUUGUCGGGACGACACACUUGUUCUGGCAUCCAUUUGGAACAUAUGAAAGAACGAGACAAACCUAUGUGAUUCUUAAAAAAUUUAAAGAAUUCCGUGAUACUUUGAACACUUUAAAUGGUGAAGGAUCUUCUUGGUAUUCAUUUUUCGCUGGCGAUUUCAACUCCCAACCUUUUGAUACGCCAUAUUUAUCCAUCACAUCAAAGCCAGUCAAGUAUAAGGGUAGAGGUCCCCUUGUACUUGGUUGUUCUCUUUCGUAUCAAUAUUCCAGUAGUAGAGGCAUUGUCGAUGAUGAGGAUAAUGAUGACUCCACUCCAGCUGAGGAAGAAGAAGGUGGGAACGUUGAGAAAUAUGGUAAAAAUCAACCAACAGACCCUGUACCGGAUACUUUUGAAUUCACCGAUGAACAAAGACAAAAAGUUGAAGAUAUGGAAGCAUUACACAAUUCCUUGGAUAUGCGGGCCAUUUCAUUAUAUUCUGCCGGAUACCAUUUGGUUGAUCCUAAAAAUGCUGGUAUAGAUAAUGACAGGAAAGAACCAUUUUUCUCGAACUGGGCACACACCUGGAGAGGUCUUUUGGAUUAUAUAUUUAUCAUUUCUUCUUGGAAUCAAGUGGAUGAUUAUAGCGAACGGAUUGACUCUGUUCAAGACAUUGAAUCGGAGCAUGGGGUCAAACUUUUGAAACUUCUUCAAUUGCCAUUACCUGAAGAAAUGGGUCCUGAACCUUCUGGACAGCCAAGAAUUGGUCAAUAUCCUUCUGAUCAUCUUUGUUUGAUGGCUGAAGUUGCAUUAUGUUAG
Messenger RNA from [Candida] anglica, 1503 nucleotides. Lineage: Eukaryota; Fungi; Ascomycota; Pichiomycetes; Serinales; Debaryomycetaceae. The record is from the annotation of a GenBank genome assembly.